Messenger RNA from Spodoptera littoralis (African cotton leafworm), 2997 nucleotides. The record is from the annotation of a GenBank genome assembly. NCBI's taxonomy places the organism in Eukaryota, Metazoa, Arthropoda, Insecta, Lepidoptera, Noctuidae.
GGCAUGUUAACUAAACGUUGCCUCUAAUUUGCUUCAACAAAUUCAAAUGAUACAAACGAAUUAACGAAACGUAACUUUGAAGUUUUGAACGAAGGGGAGGACGGAUGAGUUUAUUGUAUUGCAUUUGCUAAAAUAAUGUAGCUUGACUCUGAAACGUGAGUUAUAAAGUGUUUGAGUGAAAAAAAAAUGAGUGAGACCCAAGAGACCCAACAACUGCCGCCGCCGGACCCGGCAGCUGCUCCCCCUGCACCACCGUCAUCCACGUCUUCAGAGAAUGCAUCACUUGCCAGCACAGCAACCUCCCCUGUCACCAAGCCAGCUGACUCCACAAGACCAUCUUCUUUGCCUAAACCAUCCGGCUUGAAGCCACCCUCUAAGAUUGGUCGGCUCUGCUCCAACUCUGCGCCUAAACCUGCCGUGCCCAUCUCCCCCAGAACUGACGGCAGUUCCUCGGACACGCUAAGGAAGCUCAGUGACGACUCUUCGAGAAAACAUUUAUCAGAUUUACUUGAAGCCGAGGAGGACGAAGUUUCUAGCAGUUUACCGGAGAGACCGCGAUCACACCGCAAGGCAUCUAAUCAUAGUGUUAUAUUAACAGAAGAUACUGACAGCUUUAUAAUUGGCGAACGAGUUUGGGUGGGUGGUACCAAGCCUGGUCAGAUCGCUUACAUUGGUGAAACACAGUUCGCACCCGGCGACUGGGCUGGCAUAGUGCUUGACGAACCUAUUGGUAAAAACGACGGCUCUGUAGCUGGGGUUCGAUAUUUCCAGUGUCCCGAAAAACGAGGUGUAUUUUCUCGACUAACUCGCUUGACCCGCAUCCCCCUUGUGACACAUGCUCCCCACGAUGCGUCCCCGAUCUCAGAUGCGGGCAGCGUCUUCGAACGCCCUCCAUCCGGCACCAGACAAAGACGAGCACUCUCACCAAAUGGUAGCAUACGCAGCAUGGUUAGCAGCAAGAUGAAUGCAUCAAUUUCGACAACCACAAACGGAGAAGUCCGCGUGGGAGACCGCGUUAUUGUAUCUAGCAGUCGCGGCAGUAAAGCGGGUACACUUCGUUAUGUUGGUGUUACCGAUUUUGCCACUGGUGUCUGGGCGGGCGUAGAACUCGACGAUCCUCUUGGAAAGAAUGAUGGCUCAGUAGAUGGGAAAAGAUAUUUCGAGUGCUCCCCUCGUUUUGGUUUGUUCGCACCUAUCUCGAAAGUGUCACGGUCGCCAUCAAACCGUAAGCCAGGCGCCUGCGCCAUCCACAGCAACGGACGCGCAACACCGCUGCGGCGCUCCAACUCGCGGGAGUCGUUGACGUCUCUGGGCACCUCUAUCGCGUCUUCCCGUGUGGGGGUGAGGCUCGGGGUGACGUCGCUGGGCGCUCAGCGUGUUGGUGGUCCGCGAGCUUCCUCCACCCCGGUAUCCGCGAAGAACGCCCUACAGGUACAGUACCCCACCAUCGCCGCGCGGUAGGCUGGCUACUCGCGCGCUAAACGUGUGCUAAACGUCAAAACCCACAUUCAGAAACAAAGGACACAAUCUAAAGCCGGUCACACACAUUCGGUUUCCGAAUCUGAAUUCCUUACCAGGGAACCGUAAUUCGGAAACAGAAAGUAUGUGGCCGGCUUUACAACCGUCCUUACUAAUGUUCUGAAGUUCAGUACACGUGUGGCGCUAGUGUGUUCCAACUGCGCCGCCGGCGACUCGGGGCUUCCUUUGUUUUGACCGUUCAAAAUAUUGAGCAGCUUAAUCUAAGAUUGUUUCUUUCAUACUAAUGAAACGACAACGAAUGUACGUAAUUGUAAUUUAUUUUGUUUUCUUUGAUAUUGUUUUGUAUACUUACAAACUAAACUGUUAACAAUUAAUAAUGUUAGUAUCCCGAACCGUCCUGUCGCCCUCUGGGCCGCUGUACAUAUGUAUAAGAGACAAUAUUUGUCAAUUAUAACGCACUUCUAAGUACAAAACACAUUUAAUUUUAUGAUGAUCAUGUUCCAACAAUACACCAGCACGUAGUUUACAGUACACAUAUAAAAAUAUCAAUCUUUUUCAUAAUAGCAAAGCUGUGAUACUUUUCGGUUUUUGUUUUAUUAGAUGUUUAUCUAAAAAAAAAUCAUGAGAAUAUUGUUUCAUUAUUAUGUUUUAGAUGCAUUUUAUUAGCGAUAUUGUUUUAGUUUUUAAUACUGACCAGUGCCUGUAAGUAAUGAUGAUAUUCAUAACAUAAAGACUCAUGGACACGAGCAUUCCAUUGCUACUAUAAUAAGAUUUCUCUUUUAAUAUAUUAUUGUUAUAACUUAUUAGUAAUUAAUUAAACUACUACUAGAAUAACAUUUUAGGUUAUAAUUUAUACAUGUAAUACCUUUUAAAACGUAAUUUUGUGAGAUCGAAUAGUGAUUAAUAAAUAAAAGUUUAGUUUUAAUAAAAUGUACUACUUUCUCUGCGUAUUAUUGUCCUACCUUCAGUAUCCCUAGUUUUAUGGAGGUAAUAAAUAAUAAAGAUUUACUAAACUGUUGUUUUAUUGCAUCUGUGACGCUGUACAAUGGCUUGUGUGAGCAUGUGCGAGGUUCUUGGUUUGUGACGAAUGUGAAACAACUUGUAACAUUCGUGGUAUGUCUGCUUCGCCCCCUAAACUGUCCCGACUCGAGAUUGCCCUUGACUGAGUAAUUUUGUAAAAGUAAUUUGAUAUUCACAGCCGAUACGUGAUUUCCAUAGCCCCCAUAACUGAGUCGGGUUGCGGGUCCUCGUAAAUUAUUCGGUUUGAUCGCUUAUUUUUACUCCGUUUAUUUAUUGUUACACGCCUACAAUCAUAAAAGUGAAACCAAAACGUUUAUUGCGUCUCAAAUGGCGUGAGUAAUAAAAUAAAAGUGCUUUGUUUUCAUAUCGCUCUGAUUGAUAUAUUUCAUAGAAUUUAUCAAUAUGUAUGUUUGUAUACUGACAUAAAUCAUAUAGUAUACCGCGACGGUGUAUCCGAAAAAUUCGCGUUAAACAUACUUAUCUUGAUGAUAAUAAAAA